Odocoileus virginianus texanus is the source of this 1673-nucleotide messenger RNA. NCBI's taxonomy places the organism in Eukaryota, Metazoa, Chordata, Mammalia, Artiodactyla, Cervidae. The record is from RefSeq and is a predicted model, not a curated record.
CACUCUGUGACAUCACAAUGUCCAGCCCAGGCUCAACCCUGGCUACUGAGGAGAAAUUAUCUGCUCUAUUAAAGGUGGGACGCUACCUGAUGGAGCUAGAAGGAAUCAGCCAGCCAUGACUCUGGUUCAGCACAUUUCCAGCUAUUCUGGCUAGAACUGUGGGCCACCAGGCCCAGGAGGUUAUGGCUCCAUAUCUCUUUGGAAUCCAUCACUUUCUGCCGGUUCUGCUGGUAGCUGCCCUGGACCAGGCUGUUUCCCAUCGUGUUUCCCGGGCUAAUUAACAAAAGAGACAUCUUGAGCUAAUGUGAAUGGGGAACAACUACAGGCAACAUCAAGGAUCAACGUUCUGCUUAGAGACAUUCUGUCAAAUAAACACUUCUGUUGGACUUGACGUCUCCUUGGUUUAUCACAGCAAGUGCUUACUAGGGAUAAUCUAUUGGCUGAGAGAGUAGCAAAUCAAAAGUAACUCGACGCCAUUGAUUCGCUUAAGCUCGUGUGGGAACAAUGGAAAGAGGCAGCCGUUUCCUUUGAAAGAGCAGAACAGCAGUUUGAGAAAAUGGCAUGUAACAUACCUAACCAACGACAGCGGACAAUGUCAACAUCUGGAAAAGCUCUGUAUGAAAUUCUUGGUCUGCAUAAAGGAGCAUCAAAUGAAGAAAUUAAGAAGACCUACAGAAAAUUGGCCUUAAAACACCAUCCAGACAAGAAUCCAGAUGAUCCAGGGGCUGCUGAAAAGUUUAAGGAAAUCAACAACGCCCAUACAAUUCUUACUGACGUGUCAAAAAGAAACAUUUAUGACAAGUACGGAUCACUGGGACUCUAUGUGGCUGAGCAAUUUGGAGAUGAAAACGUUAAUACCUACUUCAUGCUGUCAAGCUGGUGGGCAAAGACUCUGUUUGUCGUCAUCGGCCUCUUGACCGGCUGCUAUUUUUGCUGCUGUCUGUGCUGCUGUUGCAACUGCUGCUGUGGACGCUGCUGGACUAAGUCAUCGAUGCCACAAGAGGACUUCUACGUGUCUCCAGAGGAUCUUGAGGAGCAGAUCAAGACAGACACAGCAAAAGAUAUGGACUUCCCAGUUGUUCUCCAGCCCACAAAUGCAAAUGAGAAAACACAGCUAAUCAGAGAAGAACCUCGAAGUUACUGUACAGACUCUUAAUACUGAGCCCAUUGAGGGUCUACAGUACCUCCUCUUGGUUCAGCCAUGUCUCCAGGUGGUCUUGUUGGGGGAGGGGAGGGGACAUGAAAUGCUGUGAACUUUUCCACAUUUGUAUUUUAUCUUUAGGUUAAGGAAAGAUGACUGCUACAUAAUUUUCUCAGUAUGCAGAUUCACUCUUUGAAUACAAUUCCUAAUGGAAACACACAUUCCAUUUUGAUGAAUAAAGGCCUGAAGAGUUGUUUUAUGUUCCUUGCCUGAGGUUAGACGUGGCAUUGGACAGGCUUUUUGAGCCUUCCCUUUAUAGAGCCAGACCUCAGUCCUCAUAGACUAAAGUUGUAUUCUGAAACCAAAGCCAUUUUUCAUCUAUUUAACUAAAUGCAGUAUUAACAUCUGCCUUUAAAUAUCAUCAGCAAAACAUACAUGAGAAUUUAGGAGGAACUUCUUGUUUGUGUAGAGAUUUUUCCUGUCAUAUACAAUAUGGCCACAGAAAUAUUUCAAGAGGCAAGAAGAAAUUAUU